AUGCAAAUCUCACCGCCGGGGUUGCGGAUCAUGGGUGCCAUCGCCUGCUGGGACUUUGCGGCCACUGCUGGACACCUGCGGCCGGACCUGAACCCGCCAACCUCGCCUGACGCCUCGGUCGAUGUCGCCUUCUUCUCUCCGCACAAGCUGCUGGGAGGCCCUGGUUCGGUGGGCCUGCUUCUGGUGAAGAAGAGGCUUCUGCGAAACUCAGUGCCGGCAGUCCCCGGCGGCGGCGUCGUCUUCUUCGUGGACCAGCAAGGCCACUCGUACAUCCAGAACGCGGAGGAUCGCGAAGAAGCUGGCACACCCGACAUCGUGGGCUGCAUCCGGACAGGCUUGGUGUAUCACCUGCACACGCUUCUCCCUGAGCAACUCAUACAGGCGGAGCACCGUGGCCUCCGCGUGUUGCUGGACAGAUGGGCAUCACAGCCGCGCAUCGAGGUGCUGGGCACAGUGGAGCCCGCGGGCCGCGCGGCCAUCGUGUCCUUCAUGAUCCGCUACGGGAACAAGCCCAGUGGUGGGCUGUAUCUGCACCACAACUACGUGGUGGCCCUGCUGAACGACCUCUUCGGAGUCCAGGCCCGAGGCGGCUGCGCCUGUGCCGGGCCCUACGCUCAGAGGCUGCUGGGCAUCGACGCCGACCUGGCGCGCGUCUUUGACGAGGCGCUCCUGCACUCAGCCCAGGAAGUCCUCAGACCAGGCUUUGUUCGCCUGGGCAUUCACUUCACCAUGUCCGAUGAGGAUGUUGAACUCCUGGCCUCUGCAGUGGAGUGGAUUGCGGGGAAUGGCUGGCGCCUUCUGCCAGCUUACAGCUUCUGUGUCGAAACCGGGGAGUGGUACCACCGCCUGGCAACACCGCAGCAGGACCGGGAGUGGCUCUCUGGCUUGGUCCCUCCAGUGCUGAAGAGCAGCCCCUUGCGGGAUCUCGAGAGCAACCUCCGUCCCCAGGACACUCCUCCCCCCGAAGAUGUGCUGGCUGCUGCAGAUCAUGCCUUGGCCACCACCUUCAAAGGUGAGAAUCCGAUUCCGCUGUCCUCCACUCGCUGUCCGCUGUUGGACGCCGAGUACGCCCAUCUCACCUGGUUCGCCCUGCCCACGGACGCGGCUGCGGCGCUGCGAAGCGAUGCGCAGCCGCUUCUGGAUGCGGAGGGCGCCGUCUUCACUGCGGAGAAGGCGGUGGAGCGCCCCCACGGCGCCGCCUUCGCCGUCGCCGCCGUGGCCACAGCAGAGUCCACGUCGGCCGGGUCUGAGCAAGGAUCAGCCUCCCCGGCCGAUGCUGAUGGCGACCUUGUGGCUUUUGAGUUCGGCUGUGACGAGGAUGACAUGGAGCCAACCGCGGUUUCUGGGUCUUGCCCGUCCCCGUCUUACCCAAGCACCGCCCUGGCACCGAAAGUGCCGAAGUCGCUGCGGAGCCAGGUGGCCGGAGGCAUCAAAGAGUAUGACAUGAUCCGCGAAGGGGACCGUCUCCUCGUGGGCUUGUCUGGCGGCAAGGACAGCCUCACGAUGCUCCACGUCUUGCUGGAGUUGCAGCGGCGCUCCCCUGUAAAGUUUUCAGUUGCAGCAGCAACUGUAAACCCAGAAACUCCGGAGUUCUCUCCGCAGCCUCUCAUCGAAUACAUGGGCGCCCUUGGGGUCACCUACCACUUCCUGUCGAAGCCACUGAUCGAGAUGGCGAAGUGUCAUCUGGACCCGAAGAAGCCUUCGAUUUGUUCCUUCUGUGCGCGGAUGAAGCGUGGGAUGUUGUACACUUGCAUGCGCGAGAACGGCUACAAUGUCCUUUGCCUGGGCCAGCACCUGGAUGACUUUGCCGAGUCGUUCUUGAUGUCGGCGUUCCGCAACGGCUCCCUGAGGACCAUGAAGGCAAACUAUGCCGUCGCGGCGAAGGAUCUCCGCGUGUGUCGGCCCUUGGUUCACGUGCGCGAGAAGACGCUGGCGCAGUUCGCAAAGGAGAACAGGCUGCCAGUCAUCGCAGACAACUGCCCAGCCUGCUUUGCGGCGCCGAAGGAGCGUCACCGCAUCAAGUUGAUGCUGUCGCAGCAGGAGUUCGAGCACCCUGACCUCUUUUGGUCCCUCAGCUCUUGCAUGAAGCCGCUGAUGUCAAUCACGCAGACGGAGAAAAACAUGGACUGGUGGCGGCAAGUGCUGGGCGCAGAGGAGGAGGAUGAGGAGGCAGCUCCAGUUGAUGAGGCGAAGUCCCGCGCGAGCGAAGGAGCACAGGAAGCCUGCCUCGCCUCUUCAAUGCCACAUAUGCCACCGAGAGCAGAUCAGGAACUGCGCCCAGCGAAGCUGGCAGCGCUCGCUUGCUCGUCCGCGCUUGCGGGAGCGCUAGUGACGUGGCUGCUCAUGACCCGGCCAAAGAGGUGA
Molecule: messenger RNA, 2364 nt
Organism: Symbiodinium natans
Lineage: Eukaryota; Dinophyceae; Suessiales; Symbiodiniaceae
Source: the annotation of a GenBank genome assembly